Candida albicans SC5314 is the source of this 675-nucleotide messenger RNA. Its product is annotated as U2-type spliceosomal complex subunit. The transcript has a single exon. Gene Ontology annotation, biological process: mRNA cis splicing, via spliceosome. Gene Ontology annotation, cellular component: catalytic step 2 spliceosome. The record is from RefSeq and is a predicted model, not a curated record. Gene Ontology annotation, molecular function: RNA binding. The coding region runs from base 1 to 675 and encodes 224 amino acids. Lineage: Eukaryota; Fungi; Ascomycota; Pichiomycetes; Serinales; Debaryomycetaceae.
AUGUCAACAAAUCAUAGACCACAAUUAGAAAGUAAACGAGGUAAAGUUAUUAAAAUUAAAGAUACCAUUCAACAUGCUAGAGGAUUACCACAACAAACAUCAAUAAAAUAUCGACAAGAUAUCAAGAAUGAAAAAACGAUUAACAAGUUUGAUGAUUUGCAGAAACAUGAUAAUAAUAAGAUUACUAGUCUUGAAAGUAUAAGUCCACCUACUAAGAAACUCAAAAUUGAAUCCACAAAAGAAAUAACGACCGAACCAUUAAAUCAAGAAAUUGAUAAGCAGUCAAAACUACUGUUGAAAAAUGAUGAUCAAUCGGAUAUACAACCCAAUGAAAAACUGGAAUCAGAUGAGGAAGACUCCAAGGAUGAAGAAGAUGAUGAAAGCUCAGAUGAUGAUGAUUCAGAUGAUGAUGAUACUGCUUUACUUUUAAAAGAAAUUGAAAAUAUACGACGAGAAAAGGAAAAGCAAAAUUCAGAUUCAACCAAUAAUUCAAUUAACAAUUCAUUAACUUUACAAACCCAUGAUUCGUCAACGAAAAAGAAAAGUUGGAGACUGUCAACUACUUUUAAUAAUAAAUCUAAAAAAGAAUCAACAAAUGAUAGAAAUAAUAACUAUACGACAGAUACAUUAAAUUCACAGCAUCAUCAAAAAUUCAUGUCCAAAUACAUUCGAUAA